UAAACAUUCCGCAGACCAAAAUACCAAACGUUUCCAUCUUAUUGUCUGUCUCUGAACUCUCUUUGUUCUUAUUAUUUUCUUCUCAUUUUUUGACCCAAAGAGAAAACAAACUCUUCAAUUUUUUAUUUGGUUGUCUCCUCACUAAACUCGGUUGAUUAACCAUCUCCAUAAAAUCUAACGAUUUUUUCUAGUAUUCGAAGCAAAUCAUAGAACCAAAAGAGAACAAGAUGGGUUUGAAAGAUGAGAAUAACAAAGCUGAAGAGUCCGCAGAAGAUCCAAAGGGACAAGGGACGUUAAGCAGAAAGAACAGCCACAGCUCUUUGUGUCCGACAGAAGAUGACGAAGAAGACGAAGACAAGAAGCUUGAACUUGGUCCCAUGAUCGCUCUCAAAGAACAGUUCGAGAAAGACAAGGAUGAUGAAAGCUUGAUGAGAUGGAAAGAACAACUUCUAGGAAAAGUGGAUCUUGAGGAAGUUGGAGAGACUCCUGAUCCGGUGGUGAAGAUAUUGAACUUAACAAUUAGGUCACCUGAUAGAGAAGACAUGGUAUUGACGGUCCCUGAAGACGGAAAACCGACAUCCAAAGGACCAUGGUUUACCCUCAAAGAAGGCUCUAAGUACACUCUCGUAUUUACUUUCCGUGUGACCAACAACAUUGUGUCCGGUCUCCGAUACAGCAAUAGUGUUUGGAAGACUGGAAUCAAGGUGUAUGGUAGAAAGGAGAUGUUAGGAACGUUUAGUCCACAGGCCGAACCGUAUACCCAUGUCAUGUUUGAAGAAUCAACACCGUCUGGUAUGCUUGUCAGAGGUUCCUAUUCCGUUAAAUCUAAGUUCGUCGACGAUGAUGACAAGUGCUAUUUGGAGAACAACUACACCUUCGACAUUCGCAAGAACUGGCUAUGAUGCAUCGCAAAAGUUACUGGAAGAAGAGAAACAUAUUAUGUAUUCAUUAUUGUGUCUACUAUUUGUUCUUGAUUUAAUUUCUUCAUAUAUUGGUUCUUCCGUCUUCGCCUCGUUUAUUUGUGUAGACAUUUUUUUUUGGUUCUUUACGUUACUCUUUUCAGAGUAUUUUC
This is a messenger RNA of Brassica napus (rape), 1072 nucleotides long. Its product is annotated as rho GDP-dissociation inhibitor 1. Gene Ontology annotation, biological process: Rho protein signal transduction. The record is from RefSeq and is a predicted model, not a curated record. Lineage: Eukaryota; Viridiplantae; Streptophyta; Magnoliopsida; Brassicales; Brassicaceae. Bases 228 to 902 code for a protein of 224 amino acids. Gene Ontology annotation, molecular function: protein binding; Rho GDP-dissociation inhibitor activity. The transcript is spliced from 5 exons. Gene Ontology annotation, cellular component: cytoplasm; cytosol; membrane.